This is a messenger RNA of Salvelinus fontinalis (brook trout), 9404 nucleotides long. Its product is annotated as histone deacetylase 7-like. Lineage: Eukaryota; Metazoa; Chordata; Actinopteri; Salmoniformes; Salmonidae. The record is from RefSeq and is a predicted model, not a curated record. Gene Ontology annotation, molecular function: histone deacetylase activity. The coding region runs from base 273 to 3176 and encodes 967 amino acids. The transcript has 25 exons. Gene Ontology annotation, cellular component: histone deacetylase complex. Gene Ontology annotation, biological process: chromatin organization; negative regulation of transcription by RNA polymerase II.
CGUACGCACUUGCUCUCUACCCACUCCGCUGUCCAGCAAGUAUCUAACCCACCCGCCCACUUCAACCCGUCCCUCUGAGAUUGACCUGCUUGCUGACUGCUGUAUGAGGGACAAGAAAGCACAUAACACUGGCUGUCCAAAUCUAAUACUGAUGGACCAAUAGAAUCUGGACCUCAAAUAGAGACAGGCGGACUGGAAAGACGUUUUCGACAGUGACGGUGGAUGGGCUAAUCCCUCGCGAGGCUUCGUCACCACUCCGGCCGGUGCGGCCCAUGGACCUGCGUACCCACGGGCUGGUGCGACCCGGGCUGGAAUCAGCCAUGCUGGCCCCCCACCUCCCCCCAUUCCUGGGGGCCUUCUCAGCCCGGCACUGUGCCAAGUACUCCCAGCAGCACCUGCCACAGCACAUCCAGUACGAGUAUGACAGGGAGCAGAGUCGGCAGGAGAAAGAGCAGGAGAAGAGGCAGGAGCUGCAGCAGCUGAUGCACAAGGAUAAGAGCGAGCAGAGUGCUGUGGCCAGUCCCCUGGUGAAACAGAAACUCAGAAGCCAAAUCCUGAAGAGGAAGGAGCAGGCCUCCCUGGAGAGGACCGCCUCCAACCUCUUCAGCAGCACCACGCCCAGGGGUUACAGGGAAUUGGCCCCAGAUCCUGACAUGACCCCAAAGCCUCACAUGGUGACCCCUGAUGUCCAUCAUCCACUAUGUGACCAACGCAAGGACAUGCCCCUCAGAAGAACAGCCUCGGAGCCCAUCCUGAAGGUGAAGAGUAAACUGAAGAAGCACAUCAACUCCAGACAGAACCCUCUCCAACGCAAAACCAGCGCUCCCCCUACUGUCAAGCACAGAACGCCGGACACUCUGGACUAUUCCCCCAGCAGCAGUAGCACUCCAGUGUCGGGGUGCAGCUCGCCCAAUGACAGCCUCCUCUCGGAUAGCCCACUUACUACCGGACUGGCCCACGAGGCUCAGAGGUUGCUGCUCCAGGAUGGUACACUGGCCCACUUCUCCUUGCCCUGCUCCACCGCCCUGCCCACCAACAGCGCCAGGCUGCCCGCCCAGGGUGACAGGGAGUCGGGUGGCCAUCAGAGGGUGGCCAGGGUACUGCCCCAGGUCUACCUGCCCAUGGAGGGCCUCAGUGCUGCCCAGCUGGCCCACCAACACCUCCAGCCCCUGCUCAUCCUGGAGCCCUCAGUGCUGCUGCACACACAGCUAGUCACUGUGCGAGGCCUGAGCCCGGGCCAUCUCCAGUACCCCUCCUCCAGACUGGAAGGCCUGGCUCCCCCGGGCCUCCACAGACCCCUGGGUCGGACCCGCUCUGAGCCCCCGCUGCACUCUCACCACCACCAGCACCAGUUAAUUCAGCAGUACCACAACUCACUGCUUCUGGAGAGACUCAAACAGAACACACACCUGGGCAAGCUCAUGACCAAGUCCAGUGAGAAGCCUCGUGUCACACAGAUCCCCUCGAAGGACAUGGACCCGGCGGAGACCGGGCCUGGGGACGGCUACCAGAGGAGGAGACAGAGUGGGACCAGUAGCACUGAGUCAAUGUGGGACACAGAGUCCACCUCCUCAGGCGAUUACCUAGGAGAUCACACCAUGGAACACACACCUCUGAUGAAUCAGUCGUUUCGUUGGGAGCAGCCCAGGCACCACCAGGUCCUGACAGACAGGCGUAGGCAAGCGACCCACCUGGACCCCCUGGGUGUGCCCGUGGUUCUGGGCCCUGCACACCGCCCCCUCGGUCGCGCCCAGUCCUCCCCCGCCUCCACCUCUCUCCCCCCUCCUCCACAGCCCACGGACACCCCACAGUCUCUGGCCGGCCCUGGUCCGGAGACCACCGCCAAGCUACGCUUCACCACUGGUCUGGUGUAUGACUCUCAGAUGCUGAAGCACCAGUGCACCUGUGGCGACAAUAGCCGACACCCCGAGCAUGCUGGAAGAAUCCAAAGCAUCUGGUCCAGACUUCAGGAGAGAGGCCUCAGGAACCAGUGUGAGUGUAUCCGGAGCAGAAAGGCAACUCUGGAGGAGCUUCAGUCUGUCCACUCUGAGAAACACGUCCUGCUGUACGGCACCAACCCACUCAACCGCCUCAAACUGGACAACCGCAAGCUGGCUGGAAUCUUAUCUCAAAGGAUGUUUGUGAUGCUACCUUGUGGAGGAGUUGGAGUGGACAACGAUACGAUCUGGAAUGAGACACACACGUCGACGGCGUCUCGCUUGGCGGCAGGCAGCGUGACGGAGCUGGCGCUCAGGGUAGCACAGGGAGAGCUGAAGAAUGGCUUUGCAGUGGUGAGGCCCCCUGGACACCAUGCAGGUCGCUCUACCCCCUUGGGUUUCUGCUUCUUCAACUCCGUGGCCAUCGCAGCCAAGCAGCUCCAGCACAAACUCAGCAUCAACAAGAUCCUCAUUGUGGACUGGGAUGUUCACCAUGGCAACGGUACCCAGUCAGUGUUCUACAACGACGCCAGCGUGCUGUACAUCUCCCUGCAUCGCUAUGACAAUGGCAACUUCUUCCCCGGGAGCGGGAACCCAGCCGAGGUUGGAGCAGGAGCAGGUGAGGGCUUCAAUGUCAAUGUGGCGUGGACGGGAGGCUUGGACCCUCCCAUGGGCGACGCUGAAUACCUGGCAGCAUUUCGGACUGUGGUGAUGCCGAUUGCCCAUGAGUUCUCUCCUGACAUGGUGCUGGUCUCAUCUGGUUUCGAUGCCGUCAAGGGACAUCCGGCGCAGCUGGGGGGCUACAAAGUGUCGGCCAAGUGUUUUGGCUUCCUGACACGUCAGCUGAUGGGGCUGGCGGGGGGCCGGGUUGUCAUGGCACUGGAGGGGGGUCACGACCUCACGGCCAUCUGCGAUGCGUCGGAGGCCUGCGUCCGCAUCCUGCUGGGCACUCAGGUGGAGCCCCUGUCUCAAGCAAUUCUGGAGAGGAGACCCUGUCGCAACGCUGUCCUCUCUCUACAGAGAGUCAUACAGGCCCAGGGUGAGUACUGGCGGUCGUUGAGGGCAGUGGCCCACACAGUGGAUCAGUCCUACCUGCAAGCCCAGGGACAGAGUCUGAGACGGAACUCAGAGGACCACAACAAAACAGUGUCCGCCAUGGCCUCUCUCUCCAUGGCUAGCCUCACCACCGACAGGACACACAGAGAUGAACUCAUGGAGGGGGACUGUGACUCCAUGUAGACAAGUGCACUUUCUGACAAACCUAUCACACAGACAAACACACUGUCAUCCACUCGGGCGCUGCUUCACUUGACCAGAAUCCACUGCCUCCAGUUGUCACUGUACGGACCACAUUCUGACCUCUAUAGUCAAACUGACUAGUGUACGCCUCACACACUCCUACACCUCAUCCGAACACAGUACUACUGGCCUUACUAAGACCACUCGCCUGCUUCGACCGCAACUUAACCACACACUGAGAAGACAUCCCAUUAACAGGGUAAAGGAGGACCAAGAGGAAGGACAAUGAACACUUGUGUUCUUGAUAUGCCACUCCGUGCCUUUCCAGGAGUGUUACUCCUCCAUUACCACAUAACAUUGUGAAUUGUGAGGACACAGAAGGAGAGGAGCACCAGACCUGAGCAGAAACUGGAAGGGUGAAAUAUACACCCUUACUCCAAACCGCUUUCAAACACCACUGGGGAGGUUACGACUUGACUUGUAUCAUGAAGUGACUUGACAAAGACCAGCUAGACAGCUGGCUGUUAACAGAGUCUCUCUGGGGAAGAGGACAACUUUUUUUGCCUCGGUCACAGGUUACCGCGGAGCAUCGCCAGGGCCGAAUCACAAAAAUAAGUAGGAAGUGGUCCCACGUCCCCACAGGAAGUCACUAUGAAGGAAAACAGACAUUGGACACUCCCCAGGGGACACCUAAAACGCAUCUCGUUCUGAUGAUGUCAUUCGUAUUUAUGCGUCGCCAACAAAAUGAAGAAAAAGAGAGGAGACUGAGAAUUUUGUUCAGACUUUUUUUGCACUGUGCAUUUUGUAAUUUGAACCAAGGAGAGAAUGACAGUAUAGACCACAUUGAAGCUCUCCUGGGAUUGGUGAUAAAACAUAGAAAUGAUCAUACUGGUGUUUUUAAGCUGAUUGAAUUAUUGUAAGUUUUAUCUAUUGCAUAUUGUAUUGCAAAUGUCAAUACAUAUUGGUAAUAUUUUUUUAUCAUCACAUAGCGAACCCUAUGAUUCACGUGCACUGAUAGGGCUCUACCUGUGCAAAGCAUAUGCCCCUUUUCCCUUCCAGUCUCCAAAGUGGCCUUUUGGGUGGUGGUAUAAUUUCCCCCAAAAUGUAUUUUUUGUAAAAAAAAAAUGUGGUUCAGUACCUACUGCCCGCAAGUCGUCGUGAUGUCGUCAAGUUCGCCACCCCACACCCCGUCCAUUGGUUGUACCAACCCACACGCCCGGUUGUACCAGUUUCCCAGUCUGCCAUGUACAGAGAUUUAACAAUACUACUGGCCUUACUAUGCUCAAAAAUAUAAACAUUUUCACAACAGAGGCAUUUGGUAUGUUAGAUAUGAAUUAUUAGUAUUUUUUUGGUGGGAGGGGUUACAUUUUUGGGGGGGGGUGCACCUGCCCCCUGGAAGGUCUGUGCAUGGCCCUGAUAGGUUUUAUAGUUGUUGUCCUUCCAUAGGACCAAAACAAAAAAACAUGCAAAGUGAGGGUAAGACUUUGUUAACACUCCCUUUCAGACAGCAGUUGAGGGCAUCUUCACAUUCUUUAUCAUUCUCGUGAUAAAAGUUAUUAGGAAUGAAUCAUAUGAUCAGUGAGACAAUUCAAUUAGGAAACGCAGACAGUCGGAUCAAACGUUCCAAAGCUGUUUCAGCCAAUUACACACACCGCCAUACUGUACGGAGAAGUCCUACUCAAUGCUUGACCACACACAAAAUAAAUGUUUAUGGAUGUCAAGUCAAAAUCAAAUCAAAAUGUAUUGGUCGCGUACACAGAUUUGCAGGUGUUAUAACAGGUGCAGCGAAAUGCUUAUUCGCUACACCCGCAAUAACAUCUGCUAAAAAUGUGUAUGUGACCAAUAGCAUUUGAUUUGAUUUGACUAGCUCCAACAGUGCAGUAGAAUGUCAUACAAAUACAAUACAAAUAUACAAAUAAUCAAAACAAGAAAAUAAAGAAAUGCCAGAACGAGAACACACAAUACCCCACAAUACCCCCAAAACAGGUUUUUAGAAAUGUUUGCAAAUGUAUUUUUUUUUAAACGAACUGAAAUAUCACAUUUACAUACAUUUUCAGACCAUUUACUCAGUACUUUGUUGAAGCACAUUUGGCAGUGAUUAAAUACUUGAGUCUUCUUGGGUAUGACACUACAAGCUCGCCACACCUGUAUUUUGGGAGUUUCUCCCAUUCUUCUCUGCAGAUCCUCUCAAGCUCUGUCAGGUUGGAUGGGAAGCAUCGCUACACAGCUAUCUUCAGGUCUCUCCAGAGAUGUUCGAUUGGGUUCAAGUCUUGCCACUCAAAGAUAUUCAGAGACUUGUCACGAAGCCACUGCUUCGUUGUCUUGGCUGUGUGCUUAGGGUCGUUGUCCUGUUAGAAGGUGAACCUUCACCCCAGUCUGAGGUCCUGAGCGCUCUGGAGCAGGUUUUCAUCAAGGAUCUCUCUGUACUUAGCUCCUUUCAUCUUUCCCUCAACCUGAUUAGUCUCCCAGUCCCUGCCACUGAAAAACAUCCCCCCCAGCAUGAUGCUGCCACCACCAUGCUUCACUGUAGGGAUGAUGCCAGGUUUCCUCCAGACUUGACACUUGGCAUUCAGGCCAAAGAGUUCAAUCUUUGUUUAGUCAGACCAGAGAAUCUUGUUGCUCAUGGUCUGAGAGUCCUUUAGGUGCCUUUUGGCAAACUCCAAGCAGGCUGUCAUGUGCCUUUUACUGAGGAGUAGCUUCCGUCUGGCCACUCUACCAUAAAGGCCUGAUUGGUGGAGUGUUGCGGAGAUGGUUGUCUUUCUGGAAGGUUCUCCCAUCUCCACAGAGGAACUCUGGAGCUCUGUCAGUGACCAUCAGGUUCUUGGUCAUCUCCCUGACCCAAGACCCUUCUCCCCCGAUUGCUCAGUUUGGCCAGGUGGCCAGCUCUACAAAGAGUCUUGGUGGUUCCACAAUUCUUCCAUUUAAGAAUAAGGGAGGUCACUGUGUUCUUAGGGAUCUUCAAUGCUGCAGAAAUGUUUUGGUACCCUUCCCCAGAUCUGUGCCUCAACACAAUCCUGUCUCUGAGCUCUACGGAAAAUUCCUUCAAUCUCAUGGCUUGGUUUUUGCUCUGACAUGCAGUGUUAACUGUGGGACCUUAUAUAAACAAGUAUUUGCCUUUCCAAAUCAUGACCAAUCAAUUGAAUUUACCACAGGUGGAAUCCGAACAAGUUGUAGAAACAUCAAGGAUGAUCAAUGGAAACAGGGCUCAAUUUCGAGUCUCAUAGCAAAGGGUCUGAAUAGUUAUGUAAAUAAGGUAUCUUGUUUUUUUGUUUUAAUACAUUUGCAAAAAAUUAUAAACCCCUUUUUUUUCUUUUUUUUUUCGCUUUGUCAUUAUGGGGUAUUGUGUGUAGAUUUAUGAGGAAAAUGUUUUAUUUAAUCCAUUUUAGGAUAAGGCUGUAACGCAACAAAAUGUGGAUACUGUUGAUACUGAGUGUUGUAAAUGUCCUGGAGUGCAGACAGCGGGGCUCUGGUUAUGCGUUGGGCUGACUGCACCAACCUCUGGAGAGCAAUGGAGUUGAGGGCGGUGCAGGUGCCAUACCAGGCGGUUAUGCACCCCGACAGAAUGCUCUCAAUGGUGCAUCUGUAGAAGCGCUGAUUUUCUUCAGCUGCCUGAGAUUGAAGAGGCACGGUUGCGCCUUCUUCACUAUGGUGUCGGUGUGGUGGGACCAUUUCAGGUCCUCAGUGAUGUGCAUGCCAAAAAACGUGAAGCUUUUGACCCUCUCAAAUGCGGCCCCGUCGAUGUGGAUGGAGGUGUGCUCCCUCUUCUGUCCCCUAUAGUCCACGAUCAGCUCCUUAGUUUUUUUUACAUUGAGGGAGGUUAUUUUCUUGGCACCACUCCACCAGGACUCUAACCUCUUAUCUGUAGGCUGUCUCGUCAUUGUUGGUAAUCAGUCCUACCACUGUCGUGUUUUCAGGAAACUCGAUGAUUGUUGGAGUUGUGUAUAGACACAGUCAUAGGUGAACAGGGAAUACAGGAGGGGGCUGAGCACACACCCCUGGGGGGGGGCCCUGUUGAGGAUCAGCGUGGCAGUGGUGUUGUUGCCUACCCUCUCCAUCUGGGGUCGGCCCGUCAGGAAGUCUAGGACCCAGUUGCACAGGGAGGAGUUCAGACCCAGGGCACUGAUCUUAGUGACAAGCUUGGAGGGCACUAUGGUGUUGAAAGCAGAGCUGUAGUCGAUAAACAACAUUCUCACAUAGGUAUUCCUCUUGUUCACUCGGGAUAGGGCGGUGCGCAGUGCAACGGCGAUCGCAUCAUCCGUGGAUCUUUUUAGGGUGGUAUGCAAAUUGUAAUUGGUCUCGGGUGUCAAAAUACUUCAUGAUGACAGAGGUGAGUGCUACGGGGCGAUAGUCAUUUAGUUCAGUUACCUUAGCUUGCAGGAACAAUGGUGGACAUCUUGAAGCAAGUGGGGACAACAGACUUGGAUAGGGAGUGGUUGAAUAUGUCUGCAAACAAUCCAGCCAGCUGGUCUGUGCAUGCACUGAGGACGCAGAUUGGUAUGCUGUCUGGGCUGGCAGCUUGCGAGAGUUAACAUAAGGUUAAAAAAUAUAUAUUAUAAUAAUGGUGCUGGGUUUAUCGCAGAUUAUUAAAACAGUUGAAUGGACUUCAGAUCAGUUACUAUAAAUUAGUUGUUUAACUAUGGAUGGCACUUAAAAGUUGUAUGUAGACAACACCAGACUCACAAAAAAGGAAAUGCACUUACGAUGUCUUAAGUAUUGGAAUUGUGCUUUAGUAAAAUGACCUAUUUUUUAUGUCUAUUCCACUCUGGCGAUGCCUUUUUCUAUUGUUGAUUUCACAAAGACCAAUGUUUUAACAUGUGGAUUGAUUGACAUGCUUGCUCUAUUUUAUAUAUCUAUAGGCUGUAUUUCUUGAUACUUACUUUUCUACAAAUCUAAAAGACAGGUGAACUCGGAUUUGUUCACAUCUGAAACCACUAUAUUUACAAAAACAGUCAAUGAUUUUUGUUCCUGGACCAAAGUGCUGUUGGACAGUUAGCAUUUAGCCGUCGGAGUUAGCUUGUUGAGCUAGUUGACUAUCCAUGUAGAACAAUUGGACACAGGUUGAGAGAAAUAAAAGCUUAAAAGUCUUAUGGGUACAAUAUGCCAGUCGUGAACUGGUAGGGCCUCUGAGCAUAACUUCAAAGAUUCUUGUGAAUUCCUGAUAGUAAUUGUAUCUAAACAGAGAUUUUGCAGCUAAAUAUCACCAAAGAAGGUUUGAAAACGGCUUACAUUUCUUGUUAGCCCUUUCCAUGAGAUAAUGAUUUUUAAUCAUUAUCUCAUCAUUUUUAAUUCCUUUGCAGUGCUGUGCUUAUGUAUUGUGUUUUAUGAAAAUCUGAUGGUGCUACAGAUUAAUUUGAACUAUCAUGUUAUAGUUUACAAUGGUGCUGUAUAAUAUACAUUAUACAACCAAGACCUUACACUCUUAGAAAAAGGGUUCCAAAAGGGUUAUUCGGUUGUCCCCAUAGGACAACUAUUUUUUAUUCCAGAUAGAACCCUUUUUGGUUCCACGUAGAACCCUUUUGGGUUCAAUGUAGGACCCUCUGUGGAAAUGGUUCUACAUGGAACCCAAAAAGGUUCUACCUGAAACCAAAAAGUGUUCUUCAAAGACUUCUCCUUUGGGGACAGCCUUUUAGGUUCUAGAUAGGACUUUUUUUUUAAGAGUGUGCAUGACAAGACCCUGCAAUAUAUGUAUGAUAUUAACGACAUUGACAAUGUGAAAAUGACAUCAUUGAGAAUGAAAUGAUACAUUUAACUAUGAUCAAGUAGAACAAAAUGGCCACCACAAAUACAUUGUUGGUAUCUUUUUCAGAGGGGUUCUAUUUCAUAUUUUAUUGUGGUUUAUUUCCGGUUUAAUUAAAUUCUGAGAAUAUUUGUGUUCUGUAAAUGUAAAUAAAUUUUUUGAGAAUCAACAAUCCCUUUAAUUGUCUUAAUAUUCAUUAUUACUCUUCCUCUGAGUGAUUGGUUAUUGAUGUUGUCGAUAGCUACUGAGACCAAAAUACAGACAUCCUGUGCUUUGAAUUAUACUGACAAACAUAUAGAAAUGAAGCUUUAUUGAACUGAAUCUUAAUUUAGAAAACAAGCCAAGUAGAGAUUAGGUAGGGAUUUUUUUCUCACUGUUUGUCUUUAUUGGUUUGUACUUUGUACCUGUACAGUAAAAAAUAAUGUUGUAUUUUAUUUUUUUCUAUAUUUUGUUCUAUAAACUGUUUUCCUCAAUAAAAGGGUGAUUAAGUU